This is a messenger RNA of Arachis duranensis, 784 nucleotides long. RefSeq names its product ADP-ribosylation factor 2. The record is from RefSeq and is a predicted model, not a curated record. Gene Ontology annotation, molecular function: GTPase activity; GTP binding. Gene Ontology annotation, biological process: vesicle-mediated transport; intracellular protein transport. Lineage: Eukaryota; Viridiplantae; Streptophyta; Magnoliopsida; Fabales; Fabaceae. Bases 181 to 768 code for a protein of 195 amino acids. Gene Ontology annotation, cellular component: cytoplasm. The transcript is spliced from 6 exons.
AUGCUUGCAAAAUAAAUUCCCCAUUUUUAACUCGUUGACGGGUCUCUCUCUUUCUCCACAUAAUCGCGUUGCUGCAAAGCAUUCUUCUCUCUCUCUCUCUCUCUCUCUCUCUCUCUCUCUCUCUGAACGUUCUGUUUCCAGAUCACUCAAGGCUCUCAUUUCCCAACGGUUGAAGGAGAAAUGGGGCUGACAUUCACAAAGCUUUUCAGUAGGCUCUUUGCCAAGAAGGAAAUGAGGAUUCUCAUGGUGGGUCUUGAUGCUGCUGGUAAGACCACUAUCCUCUACAAGCUCAAGCUUGGAGAGAUCGUCACUACAAUUCCCACUAUUGGGUUCAAUGUGGAGACUGUUGAAUACAAGAACAUUAGCUUCACUGUUUGGGAUGUUGGUGGCCAGGACAAGAUCCGUCCAUUGUGGAGGCACUAUUUCCAGAACACCCAGGGUCUUAUAUUUGUUGUGGACAGCAAUGACAGGGACAGAGUUGUUGAGGCCAGAGAUGAGUUACAUCGGAUGUUGAAUGAGGAUGAACUGAGAGAUGCUGUAUUGCUUGUGUUUGCCAACAAACAAGAUCUUCCUAAUGCAAUGAAUGCUGCUGAGAUUACUGACAAGCUGGGACUCCACUCUCUCAGACAACGCCACUGGUACAUCCAGAGCACUUGUGCAACAUCUGGGGAAGGCCUUUAUGAAGGUUUGGACUGGCUUUCGAACAACAUUGCCAAUAAGGUAGUUGUUAGUUUAUGGAAAAGUGCAUUCAUGCAUAUUGAUGUUUAAACCUUUAUUAUUAUUA